AUGGGUAGAGUAAUAUCUACCCUCAAUCAAGCUCAGAGAGAAGGCCACUGUCACGCGUUGCUCGAGUCUCCAACUGGCACCGGAAAGUCUCUUUCGCUUCUCUGCUCAUCUCUGGCUUGGCAGCAACACUAUAAAUCUAUACAACACCACCUCAAGCCCGCCCCGGAGGCAACCACCGAUCCUCUGGCUUAUGGCGGCGGUUUUGUUCCCGAGGAGCUUUCACUAUCUUCUGGAGAACGCACUCACAAAUUUCUCAAGUGGUUCGCGAAUUGCGGAAAACUGCAUACAGGGUGCCAAUGGCUAAAUGCCCAUAAAGUCAAAUGUCAUCCAUCCCUUCAGAAAGGAGGAUGCAAUGAGGUACAUGACAUAGAAGAUCUUGUAAAAGUUGGACAAUUGGUCAAAGGGUGUUCUUAUUAUGCUGCUCGUUCGAUGUCAGAUGAUGCACAGUUGGUAUUUUGUCCAUAUAACUACAUCAUUAAUCCAGUUAUCCGGGCAGCAAUGGAUGUGGAUAUCAAAGGAGCCGUAGUGAUUCUUGACGAAGCUCAGUGA
Sphenostylis stenocarpa is the source of this 549-nucleotide messenger RNA. The record is from the annotation of a GenBank genome assembly. Lineage: Eukaryota; Viridiplantae; Streptophyta; Magnoliopsida; Fabales; Fabaceae.